Hirsutella rhossiliensis is the source of this 1464-nucleotide messenger RNA. RefSeq names its product PLD-like domain-containing protein. The transcript has a single exon. Gene Ontology annotation, molecular function: catalytic activity. NCBI's taxonomy places the organism in Eukaryota, Fungi, Ascomycota, Sordariomycetes, Hypocreales, Ophiocordycipitaceae. The record is from RefSeq and is a predicted model, not a curated record. Bases 1 to 1464 code for a protein of 487 amino acids.
AUGUCGGCUCCAGCCGCGUUUCCGGCCUCUUUCGUAAGGCCGUGGAAAGAAUUGCUUGCCUCUCACCAGGCGGAACAAGCAAAUGACUUCCCCAACCACCACGUCAGCAACUUGGACUCGCUCAUGACAACGAGCUCGCUCAAAUCGCUCCACGUCGGCACUGGCUAUUCCAUUUACACGCGCGCUCUUCUCCCAGCCAUACUAGCAGCCAAACACUCCGUACAUUUCGUCACCUGCUAUUGGGCUGCGUCUCCUACCCUGGACGCUAUCCACGACGUCCUCGUUCAGCUCGCGUCGGCCCGACGUCCGCGCGAAGAUGGCUCGCCCCCGCUUCGGAUAGCCAUUGGAUUCUCCUCCCGAGGGCUCUUUCAGAAACUCUUUCACACCUCAUCUCGUCAUGGAUACAUCUACUCGCCGUCGCAAUGGGGCAAGCUGGGCCUUCCCGAUGAUGCGAUGCUCCGAAGCCGAGGGAUCGAGUUGACGGUCAAAAGCCUCUUCUUUACGCCGCUGAGCGUCAUGCACCCAAAGUAUGUCAUUGUUGAUGGGCAAACGGCAUUUGUGCCGAGUUGCAAUGUCAGCUGGGAACGGUGGUUCGAAGGAUGCGUCGAGCUAGAGGGAGAUGCAGUCCAGACUCUACUGGCCUUCCACGAAAAAGUCUGGGGCACGGGACCAGACCCAGAAGCCACAUUGGACGGAUAUCGACAAGGCAGGCAACAAAAAAAAGAUGAUGCCACUGGCGAAGCCCUGGGUCCCGUGGCGGGCGAUACUACCAGGACAAGAACAGACGAUGUGUCGUCUGCGCAAUCCAUCCAACUCGACUAUUCAGAGGCCGUACCGACCAUCGUCCUCCCGUCUCCGCAUCACCGAAAUCCCCGGUUCAGCUUCUUCCCUUUCUUGUCCCAGUCUGACCCGCCCAUGACACCGCUCAACGCAGCCCUGCUCACAUUAUUCGCCAACGCAAGACGGAAAAUCACCAUUCUGACUCCGAACGUCACCUCCGGGGCGGCUGUCGAAGCCUUGUUGAAGGCACUGGACCGCGGAGUCGAUGUACAGAUCCGCACCAGCAAAAACAUGAUGCUGAUUGAGCAACUCGUCACGGCCGGCACGACCACCUCAAGGUGUAUUGGCAAACUCGUCAAUGAGUACAAAAAGCUGCAGUCGCGGACGCAAGCAUCUGACUUGGAGGCUCAGCCAGUGCCCCCCGGAAAGCUGGAGAUACUCUACUUUAAACCCUUGAUGGGCCGGGAGGAGAGCGAAGACGAGCCGGUCGUAAGCCACUUCAAGAUGACUUUUGUGGACGACGAAUACCUGAUGCUGGGGUCGGGAAACAUGGACAGAGCCAGCUGGUGGACCAGCCAGGAACUGGGGAUCUUAUUCUACGUUCCCGGGUUCCACGGACACGCGCUCUGGGAUAAAGUCUUGGAGAGGCGGACAGAGGUUGUCUUUCAGUCACGGGAUCACUAA